UCUCCACUGGCUGACCAGCAGCCCGUCGUUCGCCUUCUAAUCCUCUCGCGAUUGUUUUCCCUCGCAACAAUCUUCCUCUUCGAAACUGUUCGCGUCGAACUUCCCGUCCGAUUUUCGUGAAAACAGAAUCCUCGGAACGUUUCAUUUACAACGGGCGUGUUUUUAAACGCGCGUGAAAGUCUCGUGCGGGAAACGCGAGCAGAAAACGCGGCAGUGUUGCGAGAACGCAUUGUUCAAAAAUAGUCGGCUGUGUUUCGGAGCGGCGCGGAGUCCCGCCGGGUUCGCGGCCUCCGCUUCGACGAAAGACUCGAACGAUUCGAGGAAUUCGAAUUAAAGGAGGCCGAGAAGGCGCGCGGGUUCGUUGAUUAAUGAAUCUUGUUACGCGUGCGAAUUUAACCGCGUAACGAGGAAGACCGAGAGGGACGAGAGAAUAUCGUUCGUCUCGUUAGAAUUUUUCCUCGAUAUUCUUGGACGAAGCCGAGUUUCGUUGACCGUACUCUUGGAAAACGUUCAAGCGGGAUCUAGGCAGGACUCCGAAGAGGAUCAACGAUGUCGAAUUCGUGUCAAGGCUUCGAGCGAUCGUUCGACCGUCGAGACCGUUCCUCCGAUCGAAUCGCAGUCGACGACGAUCAGCAAACGGGAUGCACCGAAUCGCGUCAUCUACGAACGUGCUGCACUUUACGUUCUUAGGUAGAACGUCGAACGAGUGUUGGCGGAUUUGAUAUAGAGACCGAACCGGAAACCAUCCUGCCCCGUUGACCCGAUUCCGCGGAAAACUCGACUCGCGUAGAACGCGGAAAGUCGGCAAACAUGGAUCGAAGUUUCAAGAACAACGCGGACUUCAAGAUGAAUCAGCAGAACUUCAAGCUGAGCGACUUUGGGAUCGAGACAAAGUCCAUCCACGCGUGUGAACACUCGAAAGCUAAGUACACUCAGAUCGGGAGCGUGCAGAAGUCGCGACAGAUGCAAAUCGGAGCCGGAAGACACGGUACCUCUCCUUUGCAGCUGAUCGUCUCUAAUCGUUCUCAGUUAACUUCUAAUGGUUCCGCGUUAACGUGCAACGUUGUUCAGAUGCAGAACGUAACCGGUGAUCGAUUUCAAGCCUCCAGUCCGAGCAGUUUGACCGGAAACGGUUCGAUGUUACAGCCGAUCGUUUCCUCGGUACCAUCGCCUGGUUACUGGAAUCAAUACGGAGGACAGGAGAGCGGGUAUGGCUCGGACGAAUUUGGCCAGGACUCCCCUAGAUACACCUCCCCCAAAGCUGCGACCCUCUACGCAGACCCUUAUUAUAUCGAUGGGAACGCGGCAGGAACGGGUCCCGGUGAUCCAUGGACAGGAGGCGGUGGCGGCGUUCAGCCCCCGUACAGCGGAUACGCACCCCCUCACCUGGCCCAACCAGCUUACCCUAUGCACCUACCCCACGACCCCAUGGCGUAUUCGGCCAUGUCGCCGAACGGAGAACCUGCGGCACCGAUUCUGGGCUCGGCGGUGACCAGUGCGGCCUCACUGCCACCGAUGUCGACAUUCCGGGGUAGCGGUGCGGUUGCGGCGAACAGUGGUACCGGUGCACCGUCCCCGGCAUCCUUGCAAUAUAGUCAUAGUCCUGGAGCACCGACCACCGCACCCUCCGCGCCCAAUCCUCCACCUACGACCAAUCAACCACCCGCGACGGGGGAUAACCUUGGCAAAACGCUCGCGUCUGUAGUAAGCACCAGAAUCUACCCCACGGACCAAUCAGUAUCGAGUUACAGCAGUAACCCAUCGACACCAGUCAGUUCGCCUCCACCUUUGACGGGUUCGGCGCCAGGCUGGGCACCAGGUGCCGCGCCGGUAUCCCCGCACUUCACGGCGGAUCCCAAUCGUGGAACCAUUCACAUGCCGGCGCCUGAACAGCAGAGGCUAGACGAUGCCAUCGGCUUCCUUCGCGACCAUGCCGAGUUGGUACAGGGAACGCGGAUGGAGGAACGACUGGACGAUGCCAUAAACGUUCUAAGGAACCACGCGGAGAGCCAACUGGGCCUUCACCUGGGCCCCGUUGGUCCACACGGUUCCAUCUACUCUCACACAUCACCACCGCAAUUGGACCAUUUGACGAGUCCACAUCCUGCGGUAACAGUGACGCAACCUCAGGGCUUUUAUUCUGGUCUCACGCCAACGCCCGACACGGACGGUUCCAUCAAAAUAGAAAAGUUACCUGUGACGAAUGCCAAAUACGUCUCUUUAGAAAAGAGAAAGGAACCACCGGAUAGUAGCGGCGGUGAAACGAAACCUUCGAGCAGCGAGUUGGCGGCAGCAGGUGUGAUCGGCGCGGCCACGGUCAAUUCUACGUCGCAAGGAAAAGGGACGAAGAGAUCGCGUAGAUAUUGUUCGAGCGCUGAUGAAGAUUGCGACGAUCCCAGCACUAAAGCGGUGCGCGAAAAGGAACGUCGCCAGGCCAACAACGUGCGUGAAAGGAUACGUAUCAGAGACAUCAACGAGGCUCUGAAAGAGCUUGGAAGAAUGUGUAUGACCCACCUGAAAACGGACAAGCCUCAAACGAAGCUCGGUAUCCUAAACAUGGCCGUCGAAGUGAUCAUGACGUUGGAACAACAAGUUAGAGAACGAAACCUGAAUCCAAAGGCAGCAUGCUUGAAGAGGAGGGAAGAAGAAAAAGCAGAAGAUGGUCCUAAACUACCCGGACAUCUCGCAGCGCACAUAGCUCACCCACAUCCUCAUCCCCACGCGCAUUCUCAGCCACCUUUCUCCGCGAUGCCUGGUCCACCACCGCCGCUUCAGCACAAUCCGUCGCAGCCGCAGUAGCAGCGGCUCAGUGGCGGUGUGAUCCUGUGUUAAAGGGGUAGAUACGGCUUAAAGUUGUCAUAGUUUUUUGGAACUUUCGCGGGACUUGCACAUACAGAUAGGACAUUUUUUUCCCCCUCCCCCUACCCUGUCGAUCGUACACCGAUGGUGUACGAGAGAAAAUCGUGAGGGGUAUUAACGCGGCGUUAUACAGAGACACAGGUGCGCGCGCGCGUGUAAACACUACUCGGAACGUAAUUCUACUUACGUUGAAUCGUGGCGACGAUGAAUCGCCGAUGAAAAGGUAUCGAAAAGAUGAUGCCGUUUAGAAAUAUUGCUGUGCGCCAAGUGCAGCGCAGAACACUGUGUGCCGUAUAUGAUUCAGAUGCGAGAGAAUCGCGAUAAUAUCCUAGAGUUCUCCUUUAGCGAGCCUCUCGUACAGGCCGUACGAGGCAAACGGAGAAUAAUUUCUGUAUGUCUAUUGCGAGCGUCAAACGAGAUAAUGAGUGAGGAAACGAGCGAAUGAAACGAGAGUACGAGAUUGGAACGGGUGCUUUUUAAGAGGUAUCUACCCCAUCCCACUCCCCGAAGGCGGCUUCAAAUUAUUUUUAUAAAUAGCGAGAAGACAAAGGAAUACGUGUAGGAGAUGUUUGCAGUAAUUCCUACUCGACGGGUUCUGAUUGAAAUUCAAGACAUUUUUAAGAGAUCGUUUGGUGCAUCCGUUAUCGCUCGAUGUUCCUCCUCCUUUAUUAACGUCCAUUCUGAAUAUCAUUCACACCUGUCAUUUUAUUCUUUUUCUAGUAUAGUACCUCUUUAUUGCCACGAGAUCGUUCUUGCGGUAAUUUUGGCCCUCCAGAAAGAGAACCCACCUCGCCAUCCUUACGUACAACCUCCCCGUUGUUAAAAUGCACGACAAUCCGUUAUCGUUACAAACGGAAUCCCUCUAAGGUAAGUCUGAAAUUAAAUUCGAGUACCUCGAUUGCCGCGAGAACUUUCAACUCGUUAAUUGUAUAUUUUUCUGUUCGACUGUUGUUUCACUGUUCUUCGUGAUAUUAUAUCGAAUUUGCAAUUUUAUCGUGUCGAGAAGAUUUGGUUUGAUAAGUUCUGACUGAUGGGUAAACUGUACCCUACUGUUAAUUGAAUAAGCAAUUAAUUAUUCUUUGUUGAUAAUCGUAGUCGUGAACUUAGUUCAUUAUAAUGUCCUAUUUAUCAAAAUCGAGUUGCUUCUUGAUACAUUACCUUUUUAUGUACAUAUGUUUACUUGUGACGCCGUACAGCUGCUCCGUUUUCCUCGUGACUCGUCAAGUUUUUAUUUAUAAAAUUUAUUUAAAUAAAUUAAAAUACAAGGGCAACUGCAUGCACGUCGAAUCGAACUGCGUUUUUGUUUAAGAACAAAAUAUCCCUUUUGACUUUUAAUCGAUCAGAGGUACGUUACAUGUUGGUACGUACACGCGAUAUUAACUUUUUUUUUUAUAUUUCUCUCCGUUUCCGUUCCACUUUUCCACUUACAUUUUAAUUUCACGAAUGAAAAGUAUAUCGCAGCCUGUUGCGAUCUCAGAAUUUUAACAAAAUUUUCGUACUCUUAGAAUGAAACGUUGCAUAUCAAAAAUAAAAAGGAAUGGAUGAACAUUUCGUGUGCGUGUAAGACCGAUCUCAGGAACACAGUCAGAAUCUUCUAAUUAGAUAUAAAAGCGCGUAAGAAAAGUCAUGAAAUCGUGCAUUCAAUAUUAUCUUUUAACGAAGCUUUGAUUUUGAUGUGAACCGGUUGAACAGAGAUUGCUACAAAUGUCUCCUACAAUAAUAACGACAAUAAAUAGCUCGUAAGCCCGUCUAAGCUAGGCACACCUGUCUAUAGUCUUAGAUAGUCAAAAGUGGAAAAGCGAAAUAAGGUGAAGAGAGUGCGCCAACAGUUCGGUUCGAGUUGUAAUCGACGAUCGCGAUUAUAUAUAAAAGAAAAAAAUGAAAUAAGGUGUUUUUACGCGAACGUGUUAUAUGUGACAUUUUUUCGGUCACCAAUUAUUUAUAUAUGGUAUUAGUUACGUUUAAGACUUUCGAAAUCGUUCUUGAAUUUUAGUUUAAUCCUUUUUCUUUUCGACUAUUCAGGCAUACUUUUCCGUUUUUUCUCUUUACUAUUUUCCUCCCUCUUCUUAAAGCGUAUUAUACAGAUUGUUGCGGGAGUCGAGACCGGUUGUCUUUUUUGUUGAUUCUCGUUAUAGAACGACAAGAUCGCAUCGAUCGUUUGAAUUGAAAAUUAUAUUAUAUAUACGCGAUCCACGAGUUGCAGAGUUUUCAUCUUUUUUUCCCCCCUCGCACCCCCGUCAGAACUCUGAAACUCGCGGUUCCUAUUUGGAUCGAUGCGAUCUUCUCGCAUCGAUCGUGUAUCACGCGUUGCGUUAAAUAAAAAGAAAAAAAAAAGAAGCAUAUCGUUGAAAACUUGGCUAAGCAGAAUGCCGCUAGGUUUAUUAAAUUGACAAUUAAUGAUCGCGCGGUCGAACGACGACGCUGAUGAGAGAGCCCAGGUUUGCCCGGGACACGAUUGUCGACGAGUGAAAUCACACGUGUAUAUUAGAUCUAACGACAUUAUUGUAUAAUAUGUAAUUAAACGAGAAGUGUACGUAGGUCUGGCGUGGCUAGUUCGCGUGACACCGGGCCUUAAAUGAAAACAGAAGAAAAGAAAGGAAGAAAGGUGAAGAAAGGAUAAUCGAGAACGAUCGAUCUUUCUGACAAGCAAGCGAUUGUUAACAGAACAAGACGCGACUCUAUCAACAUCGAUGAAGCACGAGCUGAAUAUUAUACAUAUAUUUGAAAGAAAGAAAGGAGAGAGUGGGUGAGUGAAUGCGAGAGAAAAAGAGAGAUAAUGUGUGCGUCGAGAGAGCGUUUCGUUUGAGAAAGAAAAAAAUGUAUAAUUAUCACUAGUAAUAUUAUUAUCACUAAUAAUAUAAUAAAUGUGCCAUUUUUUCCAUAAUCACGGCGUUGCCUGAUUGUAGCUUUCGUUCAUCAUUAUUAUUUUUCUUUUUUUUUUUUUUUUAAUUUUUGUUUCGUUUUCGUACAAGCUGUUCACAAAUUUUUCUUUCACUUCUCUUCUCGGUUGAUUUUCCUUUUAUUUUUUUUUUUUCUUUCUCACUCGAGCUUCCGUUUGUACAUUACACGCUCCCCAGUAUUAGACGAUACACGAAGAAGAAGCACCAAUAUCUUACGUUUUGUCUUUUUACUUUUUAGAUUGCGUCUCGGUGUAAGUUUUGUUCUUCAGCCGCCUAAUUAUGCUUAGAUACGAACGUAUACAUAGUGUAGAUACGUUUAGUGUUUAAGACAUACUUUUAAUUGCCGGACAAGUACAGUGUUAGCUGACUGUAUUCGCCCUGGUCGCUUCUAACCAUUCAGCUGUAAAAGCUAAUACAAAUGUCGACCUAUCAAGGUUUGUAAUACAGAUUUUCAACGUUUUCAGGAA
This is a messenger RNA of Osmia bicornis bicornis, 6226 nucleotides long. Its product is annotated as transcription factor 12. Gene Ontology annotation, molecular function: DNA-binding transcription factor activity, RNA polymerase II-specific; protein dimerization activity; RNA polymerase II cis-regulatory region sequence-specific DNA binding. Gene Ontology annotation, cellular component: transcription regulator complex. Lineage: Eukaryota; Metazoa; Arthropoda; Insecta; Hymenoptera; Megachilidae. The transcript is spliced from 13 exons. Bases 811 to 2799 code for a protein of 662 amino acids. The record is from RefSeq and is a predicted model, not a curated record. Gene Ontology annotation, biological process: regulation of transcription by RNA polymerase II.